This is a messenger RNA of Trematomus bernacchii (emerald rockcod), 573 nucleotides long. RefSeq names its product 28S ribosomal protein S18c, mitochondrial-like. Gene Ontology annotation, cellular component: ribosome; mitochondrial small ribosomal subunit. Lineage: Eukaryota; Metazoa; Chordata; Actinopteri; Perciformes; Nototheniidae. The coding region runs from base 81 to 476 and encodes 131 amino acids. Gene Ontology annotation, molecular function: structural constituent of ribosome; small ribosomal subunit rRNA binding. Gene Ontology annotation, biological process: mitochondrial translation. The transcript has 6 exons. The record is from RefSeq and is a predicted model, not a curated record.
GGUAGGAACUAAUAGUUGACUCAGUGAAGAACCCGGAGUUCCCGUCUGGUGGACAUCUUCCGGUCGUGUGUCAGGUCAAAAUGCUCGUCCUCAGAGGUUUAACGAGAAUAAGAACGGUUUUAUUACAACAAGGAAACACAGGUUUAAGAAGUCUCACAACAACCUCAAAUGUAGUCCAACCAAACGAGGACAGGCUCAUUAAGAUGGAAAACCCCUACAAAGAGCCUCAGAAAGGAUGCCUGCUCUGCAAUGUGACUGUAGACUUCAAGAACACUCAGCUGCUGUCUCAGUUCAUCUCUCCGUACACCGGACGGAUCUACGGACGCCACAUCACACGAUUAUGUUCCAGGAAACAGAAGGAAGUGGCCAAAGCCGUGAAGAAAUCUCACGCUUUGGGCUUCAUGUCGGUCACCCACAAACACCCGGAGUUCAUGAAGGACCCGCACGUCUGUGGGAGACAACCUGGAGUAAUGUGAAAUGUGUUUAUUAAAGCUGUGUGUUUGUUAUCAGUCGCUCAUCUGAUAGGAUUAUUACUAAUCUAAAAUCAAUAAAUGUUGUUUUUUUUCCCUCUAA